AUGGGGACAGAAAGGGAGACCCACGAUUUCAUGAACGUCCAAUCCUUCUCCCAGCUUCCCUUCAUCCGCCCUUCCCCUUCUUCCACCAGAUCCGACAACAAGCCCAUUCGCCUCUUCGGCAUCGAAUUCGCCACUCCCACCGACGACCUACAACAACACACCACAACGAUUGGCAGCAACGACGACGACGACAACAACAAUAUGGUCGCUAAAGAGAAGGGCGCCGCCGUGGCGGAAACCAACAACAGCGACAAAAGCAGCAGCAGCAACAACAACAACAACAGGCGGUUCGAGUGUCACUACUGCUGCCGCAACUUCCCCACCUCCCAGGCGUUGGGCGGCCACCAGAACGCACACAAGCGGGAGCGCCAGCACGCCAAGCGCGCCCACCUCCACGGCGCCGGAACCACCACCUCUUACCUCUCCGACCACCCUUUCUACGCGCCUCUUACCUACAGAGCUAGCACCCACGCGCCCUUCUCCUCCAGCUGGACGUCUGCUUCUUCUAGGUUUUACGGCAACGGAGCCGGCGUCUCUUCUUACUCCUCCUCGUCGCACCAGCAGCAGCAGCCCAUUACGGGGAGUCCACUGGGGUUGUGGCGUAUUCCGUCCGGCGGCUCUGCUGCUUUUCUUCGGGAUAAGGCGGCGGCGGCGCAGCAUGCUCCGUUGCCGUUACUUGGAGGGGAGGAGGUGAAGGGCGGGUCACAAGGGCGGUUCGGGUACGGCCCGAACCCGAAUGUGCAGCACCAGGAUCUUCACGUGAGUUUAGAUCUUCAUCUGUAA
Messenger RNA from Linum tenue, 783 nucleotides. NCBI's taxonomy places the organism in Eukaryota, Viridiplantae, Streptophyta, Magnoliopsida, Malpighiales, Linaceae. The record is from the annotation of a GenBank genome assembly.